This is a messenger RNA of Callorhinus ursinus (northern fur seal), 660 nucleotides long. The record is from RefSeq and is a predicted model, not a curated record. NCBI's taxonomy places the organism in Eukaryota, Metazoa, Chordata, Mammalia, Carnivora, Otariidae.
AUGGCAGAAAAUCCAAGGUAUGCUCGCCGGGGCCGCACACACUUUAGUGUGGAACAGCUCCAGGCCCUGAAACGUGUGUUUGAAAAGACCAUGUACCCAGAUUGGGCGACCACGGAGGAACUUAUUUCAAUUACUCAUCUUGAUGAAGAUGCGAGACUAGCCUUCUCAUGCCAAAAGAGCCUAAUUUCUGAGGAACACGAGAUUCCCCUUUGGACGCACCCCCCCUUUUAUGAACCUUCUCACCUCCUCUCUCCCCAGACUUGGUUCAAGAACCAGCGCAUCAAAAGGAAGAAAGAGCAGCAAGCAAAUGGAUCAAAUGCAUCACGAGAAUCACCAAACCGGACCAUUCCAGGCAAGGAGGAGGGGGAGUCCUUACCUAUAACUUCGGCAAACACUCAUCUCAAGAGUCCCAGCAUUUCGGAUGCCUCUGACCAUGAACUGCCUCAGUCUCCCAAGAAUGACGAACCUGGUCCCUCCAGAGGGAAUUCAUCUUGGGAUUCUCAGCCUUCUGAUCUCCAAGAGAUAUGUCUGGGGGACUCUGAUCCUCCUUGGGCCUCCAGUCCCUAUGACAUAGAUCAGUUUAUACAGCUAUAUGCCUUACCUGGGGAUGAUGAUCCCAGCAGUCUAGAUCAGUACCUCCCCCCCAAGUGCCGCAGUUGA